CUAGCCUUCAUGUUCGGCGCCAUGCAAGUGGCCAAAAGGAUUCCAUUUGACGAUAAUCCAGAAUACAUCACUUAUGCAAGAAUCGCAUACGUUUCAGCACAAGUGAUCUGCUUAUUGAUCAAUUACUAUUGUUCAUUCCGCGUCAAGAAAGCAAACGAUUUAACAGUACUCAAAUACGUUGAACCAAAAAGUCCAAUGUCACAAGAACCAGGAGAAUUGGUUACUACAACACAUCGUGAUUACGAUUUAAACGAAAUCAGCAAAGCAACAAGAGGAGUUUUGAUGGGUACAAUCAUGGUUGCCGUCAUGCAUCUAUAUAUGGGUUACACAAACCCAUUGGUGAUUCAAUCCAUCUUGCCAAUCAAGAAUGCACUCGAAUCUAAACAUGCUUUGAUCUGGAUCUGGGGUAAACCAGCAACUGGAGAUCUUAAGAGACCUUUCAAGGCUGCCCCAGGUAUGUUUGGAAUGGCUUCUCAAGGCGGACCUCAAACCGACAAGAAAGCUAUCGCAGAAGCAGAAAAGGCUGGCGGUAACAAGAAGGACGAGUAGUCUCCUUCCAGAGAUAAAUGAACUCCGGAGCGGGAGAGUCAUUUUGAUGAU
Meira miltonrushii is the source of this 600-nucleotide messenger RNA. RefSeq names its product putative PHO88-involved in phosphate transport. The record is from RefSeq and is a predicted model, not a curated record. Gene Ontology annotation, cellular component: mitochondrion; endoplasmic reticulum. The coding region runs from base 10 to 549 and encodes 179 amino acids. Gene Ontology annotation, biological process: protein targeting to ER. The transcript has a single exon. Lineage: Eukaryota; Fungi; Basidiomycota; Exobasidiomycetes; Exobasidiales; Brachybasidiaceae.